GUUUACACUGUAUUAUGUUUUUUAAUUGUGGCCUUUAAAAUUGCAAUUCUCGCUCGUCUUGCUUUUCUUAGGAACCUUUUAAAUGGUGUUUCAAGCUGCCUGUAUACACUUUAGUUUUACAUUAUAUUUCUCUGUCUUGUCUUUAUUCGUGGUCGGUAUUUCUGCAUUAAACUCGUGUUCAAAUAGACCGUUUUGCUGUCUGGAACUCGGUUGGUUUAUUUGCUGGUUUUUAGUUCAUGUUUAAGACAGUGUUGUGCGCAUGUGCAGAACCGAUCUUCUUCCUUGCUUGCUGCAUGUUAUAGAGUUGAGACAUGGUUUAACCAGUAACAUGGCUCCUGUUUGCAGUGUAGUGAAAAUUGAAACGUUACUUGUAUGAAGUUUUAAACGCAUUUUGUUUUAUUAAAGUGAUUUACAAGUACGAGGUAAAGAGCGAGCUGUUAAUUUUGGCGUAGAACAAGUAAGUUUGCAUUUUCCAAUCGUACAGUAUUUUAAGUUUCCUUGGGUAUUUAUUGUAAAAGCCUGAGAACACAGCGGAGUGUGUGAAGAAGUGAAAUUAAUUUAAGGCACACGUGGGCAGGGACUGCUGCCAGCCACGAUGGACCCUUUAGGGAACAGUCUGUCAGACAUGCCUGCUUAUGAAAACACAGAGGAUGAGCAGUUUCCACCUCUCUCGCCCCCCCUCUCCCCCAGGGACGGGGACCCCUUUGCAACUGAUGACGAUCCUGGAGAGGUGUCAAAGCUUGAUGAAGCUCCAGUAGCCAAAAGGAGGUCUGUGAAGAGACCACAGCCAAAACUGGAUUCACAAAGGUUGAUUUCUGAAAGGGGACUUCCAGCACUCCGAACCAUGUUCAACAAUGUAAGAUUCAAAGGCAAAGGACAUGAGGCUGAAGACCUGAAAGUCGUCAUGCAGCACAUGGAGCACUGGGCUCACAGACUGUACCCUAAACUACAGUUUGAGGACUUCAUCGAUAAGCUGGAGGUUUUAGGAAAUAAAAAAGAAGUUCAGACUUGCCUCAAACGAAUAAGACUGGAUAUGCCACUUACACAUGAAGACUUCAUGACUAAAGAUGAUGCAGUUGAGGACGAGGAGCUUAAUAGGUCAGCCCAUCUGUUUGAAGACUCUGAGCCCUUUUUCAGUGAAGGUCAGAGCGUGCCAGUGGUCCAGUCAACUCCCAGUGCCAGCAGCACCCUGACAGAGGAGCAGAGGCAGCGAAUCGAGCGCAACAAGCAGCUGGCCUUGGAGAGACGCCUGGCCAAACUGCAGCAGGACAACAGCCAGUCGCGGAUCAGUAAUGGUGUUUCAGCUCAGCCUCCUGUUACACAGAGCACUCCUGCCAAACCCACAGAUUCAGACGAGCUGGAUAGUGAAUUGGAACUGGAGUCUCUUGACUUGGACACUGUGGUGGUGAAACACACUAACUCCACCUGUGAACAAGGCUGGGAGCUGAAGGAAGGUGAUGCCCCGGUCUGUGCAGAUUCUCUGAAGGAAGGAGCCGCCCUGGUAUGUGCAGAUUCUCUGAAGGAUGGUGAUGCCCCGGUAUGUGCAGAUUCUCUGAAGGAUGGUGAUGCCCCGGUAUGUGCAGAUUCUGUGAAAGAAGGUGAUGCCCCGGUAUGUGCAGAUUCUCUGAAGGAAGGUGAUGCCCCGGUAUGUGCAGAUUCUCUGAAGGAAGGUGAUGCCCCGGUAUGUGCAGAUUCUCUGAAGGAAGGUGAUGCCCCGGUAUGUGCAGAUUCUCUGAAGGAGUCUGCAAGCACUGAGGAGGUUUCUGCCUCUGUACCAGAAGACCAGCAGAAAGUAAACGGUAUAGAGCAAGACACUGAUUGAUCUUACUGUGUGUGGUGUAAAGUGAAAUGGACAUCUUGACAGCAAAGUUGCAAAGAAUUGUAUUGGGCUGCUUUGGGGCAGGUAUUGCAGUUAUAACAAUAUAUUGUUUCCAGGGAUUAAACAAGACUUUUUUUUUUUUUUUUUUUUUUUUUUUAACCCAGUUCUGGAGCAUCUCUAGUAUUAAUAUUUUUCUCUGAUAGUUAAGUUGUAGAAAGUGUUGUUUUAUGACUGCCAAUUCAUUAUCAACCUUAAUGUUUUUUAUAACAGAGCAACUGUAUCUUCUGGAUUUAAGUGGGUGGCAAUGCAAUAGAGAAAGUUAGUUAGUAAAUGUUUGUGUUGUAUGUUAAUUGUACUGUAUGAAGUCAUUAAGACAGUAUAUUACAUGUUUAUUAAAGAAUUGUACUUUAA
Acipenser ruthenus (sterlet) is the source of this 2230-nucleotide messenger RNA. RefSeq names its product TIMELESS-interacting protein-like. The coding region runs from base 596 to 1822 and encodes 408 amino acids. Lineage: Eukaryota; Metazoa; Chordata; Actinopteri; Acipenseriformes; Acipenseridae. Gene Ontology annotation, molecular function: DNA binding. Gene Ontology annotation, cellular component: nucleus; replication fork protection complex. Gene Ontology annotation, biological process: DNA damage response; DNA replication checkpoint signaling; replication fork arrest. The transcript has 8 exons. The record is from RefSeq and is a predicted model, not a curated record.